AUGGCGGAUGUGACGUCCGCGCGCAGUUCGCCCGCCCCCGAAGCGUGCCCAGAGUGCGAUACUAGCGCCUCCGUUACUUCCGACUUGCAUAAGUACCAAGUGGCGUGCACAUGCAAACCGUCGACCGCUCAGUACGCAUGCGCUGAUGACCCCGGCCCCCCGCCCCCGGCGAAAACGGACACCCCCCCGGCUCUGCCACCGCGUCCACCCACCAGCGUCCUGGCUGCCACGAACCGACGGAACAAUGCGUCGGUUGGAUGCAACGGCAAUGACAACUCCUGCCGGCGGAGGAAGUACGCCUGGUGGUGUGUGGGAUGCGGAGCGCUGGCUGCGGCUCUGGGCGGUCUACUCGCGGCGCAGCACAUCCUGUUGAGGGCAUACACCGCCUCACCCCAGCAUUUGGAAACGGUGCCGGCAGCCGUGCCAGCUGCUAUGUUGGUGCUGACGGGCGUAUGCAUAAUGAGCUUGGCACGGCGGAGGAACCGGUACAGCUAUAUGGUAAGAAAAAUAAAAGUGGUCGGCGCUUGCUGCCUGGUCUGUGCGUUGACUUGCGUGUUGGUCACCAUCACAACGACUGUCAUUCACAUGAACAAGUUGCAGACAUUGAAGUUUUGCGAGUACACGAAACUGACUCGCACUUGCACAUGUUAUUCCAUGUCCACUGACUCUCAACACAGCGGAUCGGAUGAAGAUGGAGUGCGGUGCGUGUUCGAGGGCGUGUCGGAGUGCGGUGUGGUGCACGGAGCGCUGUAUUGGUGCUUACGCGGCGUGUUCGCGCUCUCUGUCAGCGCUGUGCUCGUCUGCAUCUUCAGCUGCAUGCUGGCCUACCAGCUGCUCAGG
Iphiclides podalirius (scarce swallowtail) is the source of this 840-nucleotide messenger RNA. Lineage: Eukaryota; Metazoa; Arthropoda; Insecta; Lepidoptera; Papilionidae. The record is from the annotation of a GenBank genome assembly.